GGCGCCGGAUCGAGCUUAUGAGGUCCACUCCAUACUGUUUGUGAAGCGGGUCCAUUCCGGGUAGUGAUAUCAAGCCUUGGAUCUACGUUUCUUGUCCUGCUAUCCUAAUUUAAAAUCCUUCUGUUUCUUGCCUGUUGAAUUCUAUAACGGCUCAUCAUCUUGGUCCACUGGCUACUCUUACUUGCUACGACAUUGAUUGCCUCAUAUAUUCAUUCGUGGCCGCCCUAAUACAAACACAUCAGCUAUCAAAAAGACGUAACACGAUUUUUAUAACGAGCCUAGACCACCCGACCGAUGGACAGAUAUUGGCAACUGAAGGGAGGUCACGGACUCAUCCUCCGUACCGCACUUCGAACUGCGCAAUUCCUUUCGGCCAUUAUCACUGCAGGGCUCUACGGAGCCGACUUGGCUUUAUUCACCAGACAACACCAAGCAGCAAAUAGCACGUGGCUCUUCGCAGAAGUAUUGGUGGCGUUCUCAGCGAUUACCGGCGCCGCUCACUGCAUAUUCACCGUCACGCAUCUGCUCUGGUGUUCAUGGGACGCAGCCUUGUCUCUCAUGUGGAUGGUGGUGGCCAUUUUGGCGGGCCAGCAGAUUUUCAGCGACCCCGACGAACAGCUUGCCGUUGGCAUCAAUGCGCACGACACGCAUAUUCAUGUCUCGUUCGCAUUCGACAUAAUCAACAUGCUGCUUUGGCUCGCGACAGCCAUGGAGGCAUGUAUCCUCUGCUGUACGGUGCGGACGAUCAGGAGAAAACAGGAGAAUUCAGAAACUGCGGAUAUACCGCUACAGAAGAUACGGUCAGACGAAGAGUCAGGAUGUUGACGCAGCAACGAAGGCUUCACGUUAGCAAGGAUGGAAAGACCUAUAGCAUUCCCCAGCACAAAAUAGAUAGUAGUAGCUCAACAACUUGGGAGAGACCCCCCAGAGUGUGGUUGACUUCACAUUAAAGCAACGAAUGAUGUAUCACUAUCUUGAAUGGGUUGCGUAAAUAUGUAGAUUGCGACUGGAGUCUAUGUUUAUGCAGGUCAUACGCUCGGUCGUGCCGCG
Molecule: messenger RNA, 1050 nt
Organism: Truncatella angustata
Lineage: Eukaryota; Fungi; Ascomycota; Sordariomycetes; Amphisphaeriales; Sporocadaceae
Exons: 1
Coding region: 295-825 (176 amino acids)
Source: RefSeq, a predicted model, not a curated record